AGUAUUUUUAUGAAAAAUCUUUGUCUCAUCUUUUAUGUUUGGCACAUUUUUACGAAUUUAUCAUUGAAUAUCUUGAUUAUGUUACUGUUUUAGGUUUUAGAGUGCAAGAUGCCGGCUGUACAUUCCCGUCCGGCAAAUUUGGUGCCGCCGUUGGUUGAAAAUGAUGGAACAAAUGAUACUGAGAUUCCGCUUGGUCAGCCAAGUAACAUGAUGGAUAAUCAACCUAAUUCAAUGGAAAAUGUAACAAAUACCUUGGAUACUUCAAUUGGUCAAGACCUUGGUGGUGGUGAUGAUGAUCAUAAUGAUGAUCAAGAAGAAGGUGAGACUGCUACUGGCAAGCGAAAGCGCUAUCAUCGCCACACUCAACAUCAGAUCCAGGAAUUGGAAGCGUACUUUAAGGAUUGUCCCCACCCAGAUGACAAGCAAAGGAAGGAGCUGAGUCGCGAGUUAGGGUUGGAGCCCCUGCAGGUCAAGUUUUGGUUCCAGAACAAGAGGACUCAAAUGAAGAAUCAACUUGAGAGGCACGAGAACACACAUCUUCGCAUUGAAAUUGAGAGGAUGAAGUCAGAAAUGCUGAGGCUCAAAGAAGCUUUGGGCAAUCUAUCUUGCCCUACUUGUGGUGGCCAUCGUAUCAACAUUGGUGAUUUGUCUUUUGAAGAACGCCAAUUAAGGAGCGAAAAUGCAAGACUCAAAGAAGAGAUCGAACGUAUCUCAUCUAUGGCUGGAAGAGUUGUUGGAAAAUCUGUAUUUCCAAACAACAACAAUGGUUACAUCUCUGCUCCUCCUGUUGAUUUUGGAGUUCUUCCUGCUUACUCGAUGCCACAACGCGUCGAUGGAAAUGGUGGAUUUGAGGAUGUUCCAAUUAUGAGUCCAAUGAUUAUUCCACCAAUUAGUGAAAUUGAAAAGCCCUUUAUCAUUGAGCUUGUUAUGUCAGCUAUGGAUGAAUUUGUUCAAAUGGCAUAUAUACAAGAACCACUUUGGUCCCCUAGCAUUGAAAAUGCAGCAUUUAUGCUAAAUGAAGAUGAGUAUUUUAGGGUUUUUCCUAGGGGAAUUGGACCUAGACCUAUUGGAUUUGUUACUGAGGCUACAAGGGAUAGUUCUAUUGUCAUAAUGAACAAGCUUGACCUAGUUCAAAUUCUCAUGAAUGUGAAUCAUUGGGCCAGUAUUUUCUCUGGUAUUGUCUCAAGGGCUUCAUGUGUUGAUGUGAUAUCAACUGGAGGUGCUGGAAAUCCCAAUGGAGUAAUACAAGUGAUACUAGCUGAAACUCAAGUUGCAUCUCCACAAGUUCCAACUAGGGAAUUCUACUUUGCUAGGUAUUGCAAGCUCAGAGUUGAUGGAACAUGGGCAAUUGUCGAUGUUUCAUUGGACCAGUUACGCGCUGGUCCAGCUCUUAGGUCUCGAAAAAGGCCAUCUGGAUGCCUUAUUGAAGAUGCACCAAAUGGAUGCUCUAAGGUUACUUGGGUUGAGCAUGUUGAAGUUGAUGCUUCAACAGUGCAUACUAUUUACAAGCCACUAGUGAGUUCUGGUCUUGCAUUUGGUGCGAAGCGUUGGCUCGCUGCUCUUGAUCGACAGUGUGACCGUAUUGCAAGUGUUCUGGUCACACCUACUCUAAACAAUGAUGACAUGCUGCUAACAACUGAGGAGAGUAGAAAAAAUGUGUUGAAAUUGGCUGAGAGAAUGAUUAAUUGCUUUAGCUCUGGAGUGAGUGCAACUGUAGGUAAUCAAUGGACAACUGUGUCAGCAGGAAAUGGCACUGAUGAAAAUGUUAGAAUUAUGACUAGGAAAACUGUUGGUGAUCCUAGUAGACCACCUGGUAUUGUCCUAAGUGCUGCUACUUCAUUCUGGCUCCCUAUUGCUCCGAAAACCGUGUUCGAUUACCUCCGUAAUGAGAACACGCGUAUCGAGUGGGACAUUCUGUCCAAUGGAAGUCCACUCCAAGAAAUUGUUCAGAUUGCUAAUGGCACUCAGACAGGCAACUGUGUCUCUUUACUAAGGAUGAUUGGUGAGAAUGAUAACCAGAGCAACAUUGUGAUUCUCCAAGAGAAUAGCACUGAUCCAACAGGAUCCUAUGUGAUCUAUGCACCAGUUGAGAUCUGCACAAUGAACACUAUUUUGAAUGGUGGAGAUCCAGAACAUGUUUCUCUGCUGCCUUCUGGUUUCGCAAUUCUCCCCGAUGGUCCACCAGGAGUUAGGGGAACUUAUAAUCAUGGCUCUGGUGGAUCUUUGCUCACCGUCGCGUUUCAGAUUCUGGUUGAGUUCGUCCCUGUUGCUAACAUCUCAUUGGGAUCUGUUGCUACCGUCAACAAUUUGAUUGCUUGCACUAUUGAAAGGAUCAAGGCUGCUCUCUUACCUCAGCCAACUUGAUCGCGUUUCCUGAUAGGGUGAUAAUAAGGAAUAAAGAAGAAGUCAAGAGCGCACCUUUCAACUUUCUAUUACAAGAAGAAAUAUUUUAUUUUUUUUUGUUUUAGGGUAAAGAGGUUCGUGAAAUGACUUCUUGUGGCAAUAUUCCAUAGAUAGGAAGAAAUAAUAAUAAAAAAACUAUAUAAUAGAAUAAUAGGGAUUACCCUUUUGAUGUUAUGUGACUUAUUAUAAGUCCAUCAAAACAUUGUAGCAAUUGGCAGAUUGUUUUGUCUGUCUUUUGCAGUAUUAUGGUAUGAAAUAAAAAAAAGUUUGAACUUCAUGUGGUUUUCAUUUAUUUUUCGUUUUUCGUUUUUUCGUUGCUUGAAAUGUUUUUUCGUUGGUUACAUUUGCUUAUGAUAGUCUUUUGGAGAUAUAAACAUCUCAAUUUUUCAAGUAGCUUUUUAAUACGAAACAACCCUUUGUGUCAAUCACAUCUUUUAAAUUUGUUCAGUUCAAUUUGUGCGUACUUUGACUAUUUCAUUUACUUCAUGUUACCUUUUUGUUUUUAAACUAAAACAUGCAUCAAUUAACUUUGACAAAGGCAUAGACAUAAGAAUAAAUCAUCUAGCGUGCCUGAAUAGACUGUUGAGAUUUGAACUCUGAUCGUCAAUGUUUCUCGUAUCAUUUUAUUGAUUGCUCGAUCAAUACCGAUGAAUAUUGUUGAUUAAAGUAACUAGUAAAUUACAACACCAUAGUACAUCAAAAGAAAAAUGAGAAAAAGAAA
Messenger RNA from Solanum lycopersicum (tomato), 3124 nucleotides. Its product is annotated as homeobox-leucine zipper protein HDG2-like. Gene Ontology annotation, molecular function: DNA-binding transcription factor activity, RNA polymerase II-specific; lipid binding; DNA binding. NCBI's taxonomy places the organism in Eukaryota, Viridiplantae, Streptophyta, Magnoliopsida, Solanales, Solanaceae. Gene Ontology annotation, biological process: regulation of DNA-templated transcription. The record is from RefSeq and is a predicted model, not a curated record.